Molecule: messenger RNA, 3320 nt
Organism: Rubroshorea leprosula
Lineage: Eukaryota; Viridiplantae; Streptophyta; Magnoliopsida; Malvales; Dipterocarpaceae
Source: the annotation of a GenBank genome assembly
CCUACUCUUCACAUUCAGUGGAAAUCUGGCGCCACUGGUAUAAUACGCGCCACCGCCGAAACCACUUCAAUUUCUUUUCUCUGUUUUUAGCUUUGUUUUUAUUAGGUUGAAUUGUAUUUUGUUUGUGAUUUUUGGUAUGGGUUGUACGGCGUCGAAGCUGGACAAUGAGGACACGGUGAGGCGGUGUAAGGAGCGGCGCCGCCUGAUGAAGGAGGCGGUCCAUGCGCGUCACCACUUGGCAGCUGCACACUCCGAUUACUGCCGCUUCCUUCGCCUCACGGGCUCUGCCCUUUCCUCUUUCGCUGCUGGCGAACCCGGCCUCUCCGUCUCUGACCAAACCCCCGCCGUUCUACUCCGCUCUACCAAUCCACAUCCAUCCCACGUCCAUCCUAUUCCUCCUCGUGUCCCCCCGUCUCCUUCGCCGUCCCUCCGACCGCCCCCCCCUCCUACUCAUUUCUCCCCCUCUCCGUCGCCCUCUCCCAACAUCGCCAGCUCCGAGCUCCCACACAUACUCUCCGCUUCCAGUUUACCCUCUAACCGUCGCCGUCCCCGUAAGUUACCCCCUAAGCUCCCUCACAUUUUAUCUGAGUCGAGUCCUUCCUCCUCGCCAGUUAGUAAUAAAUCCGGUUUCUACAACAAUUUCUAUCCCACUGCUUAUCAAGCCAAUUCCACCUACUCCAAUACUCCCUCCCAAACUUCCUCCGUCUGGAACUGGGAGAAUUUCUACCCUCCCUCUCCACCAGACUCCGAGUACUUUGACCGGAAAGCACAACAGAACCAGCAAUACCACCAACGUCCAGAUAACAACCACUCCGUUGACGCCGGAGAAGAUAUGGAAGCAGAAAGGUCGGAGUACGAUUUCUUCCACUCACAGAAGGUCAACCAGUUGCAUCGGAAAAACAACAACGCGAGGAGCAAUAUCGACGAAGAAACGGAGAGAGAGGAAGUACAGUGUAGCGAGUGGGGGGACCACGACCGCUACACUACCUCGACUUCAUCGGACGACGAAGUGGACGAGCUUGAAUCCAGAUCCGAGAUUGAGAGCCGGUCGAAUUUCGAAGCCUCGGUGAGGCCGGAAUCAGAAAAGCAACACGGCAAUCUCCACAAUCAGCCGCCGCCGCAGCAAACGUACGGCCGCGCCGCCACCAAAUCGGAUAAGUCGGAGGACCCGGGAUCGUCGGCGGGCAGUUAUAGAACUAGUGAAGUGAUGGAUAUGAAGAUGGUGGUUAGGCACAAGGACUUAAAGGAGAUUGUGGAUGCGAUCAAAGAGAAUUUCAACAAGGCCGCUGACGCCGGAGAUCAGGUCUCCGAGAUGCUAGAGAUCGGCCGGGCUCAGCUCGACCGGAGUUUCCAGCAAUUGAAGAAGACUGUCUAUCAUUCAAGCAGUGUCUUGAGUAACUUGAGCUCGAGCUGGACGUCAAAGCCGCCGUUGGCGGUGAAGUAUAGACUGGACACGGCGGCCAUGGAUGAACCGGGCGGUCCAAAGAGUCUCUGCUCCACACUGGACCGGCUCUUGGCUUGGGAGAAGAAACUCUACGAGGAAGUGAAGGCUAGAGAAGGUGUGACAAUUGAGCAUGAGAAGAAGCUGGCAGUGUUGCAGAGGCAGGAGUACAAGGGGGAGGAUGAAACCAAGUUAGAUAAGACCAAGGCUUCUAUAAAAAGACUGCAGUCACUGUCUAUUGUCACUUCUCAGGCUGUCUCCACUACCUCGACUGCCAUUAUUGGUCUUAGAGACAGUGAUCUUGUUCCUCAGCUUGUGGAACUCUGUCAUGGCUUCAUGUACAUGUGGAGGUCAAUGCAUCAGUACCAUGAAGUCCAAAACCACAUUGUCCAGCAAGUACGUGGCCUUGUAAACAACUCUGGCAAAGGUGACUCUACUUCAGAAAUGCACAGACAGGCAACCCGUGAUCUGGAGUCAGCUGUUUCAGGCUGGCAUUCUAGUUUCUGUUGCCUGAUAAAAUUUCAAAGGGACUUCAUCUGUUCCCUCCAAGGCUGGUUCAAACUCGCCCUUCUCCCUGUAACCAAGGACAAUGUUGAUGGCAAUAGGGAACUCUCUGAUGCAUUUGCUUUUUGUGAUGAGUGGAAGCUUGCUCUUGAGCGAGUUCCUGAUACAGUCGCUUCUGAAGCCAUCAAGAGCUUUAUCAAUGUGGUCCAUGUGAUAUCCGUUAAGCAAGCUGAGGAACUGAAGAUUAAAAAGCGAACUGAAACUGUAUCAAAGGAGCUUGAGAAGAAAGCUUCAGCCCUACGGAACAUAGAAAGGAAAUUCUACCUCUCAUAUUCUACAGUCGGUAUCAGCAUUCCUGAUGUGGGGCCUGAUAAUGGACAGGUUUUGGAUGCUCGUGACCCACUUGCCGAGAAAAAAACUGAGCUUGCAGCCUGCCAAAGGCGGGUGGAAGAUGAAAUGGUGAGGCAUUCCAAAGCAGUAGAGGUGACAAGAGCAAUGACACUGAACAAUCUACAAACAGGAUUGCCAGGGGUUUUCCAAGCAUUAACCAGUUUCUCUGCCUUAUUUACCGAGUCACUUGAAUCUGUUUGCAACCGUUCCUAUGCUAUAAAAUAGAUGGAAUAAUUCUUUCCUCUAGUUGAAUUUUUGAGGAAAGUCGAGAUUCCUAAGACAUGGGAAUUUUGGCUGUGAGCUGCUAUGGGAAGUGUUAUUAUUUUCGUGGGUUUUUGUUUUUUUUUUUUUUUUUUUUUUUUUGACAAGUAUGUAAAUGGAUGGGAGCUCUUUUUGUGAUUCUGUUAUCCUUUUUUUCGUCAAGAGGAAGGGAAAUGUUUAUACAGGAUAUUGCUUGUAUUAUUGUAUCAAAAGUUUGAAAGUUGAGCAGAUGAACAAAUACACAUCUUGUGUUGCCUGCACAUCUUUUCCCUGUUUCUCACAAGGGCUUAUGUACGGCUUGUCUUGGUAGGGACCAGGCACUUCAUUAUUGAUCUGAGAGCUGCGCACUGCGCUGGCGAUGUUGAAUCAUAUGAGACAAAGUGAUAAUGUGUCCAAUUUAGUGUGAAUGAUGGAAACGUCACUUCAGAAAUAGCAGCUGACUUCGGUGCACACCUGCUCUAGUUCUAAUCUACCAAAACCAGCCAGGGAAAAGGCCAAACAAGAAAAUUGUUGUCAUUGAAGCAGAUCAUUACCAUCACAAGACCCAGAAAAUUUAUUAAAAAAAAAAAAAUCUCUACACUAAGCCUCAACAGCUCUGAGGUUUGUAUAUAACCAAAGAUAUGAGUGAGUGGACUGAAUCCACCGGCUACAAGAUGGGAUCUCAACUGACAUUGAAAAUGAGCAAAGUUGUAAAUUUUUAAAGGUAUAAAUUCAGAAUGUUUGU